UCAUCCUGGAUCAGAUCACUGGGCUGAACUUCCAAGACUACUGCAAGGCCGCGAGAUCCCCUGCUCGCAUGAAAGCUGUAAUCGUGCAGGGAAAAGCAGCAAACCUGGGCCUCAAGGGAUAUGAUUAACCGCCGAUCCAUUCAUGGAUGACGAAACAAGUAUCAAGCACGAGGCGGAAGGCUCGAGUGCCCGAGACCCUGUGGAAGAAAGGCCAACGGAGCCGUCUGAUGCAACUGUCACAUCUGCACAGUCUUCCGGACCCUCCGUGGCGAUCAACGAGGCGAGCCGCUUGAAAGAGCUGCAGGCCGAUGUCCGUGAUCAGGAUGAUCUGGAGCGAGAUAUCGCCCGCCAGGCAGACAAGCUGCUCCUGGAACAGGCCGAUGAGCGCGACAACAAGAGACUGGAGCGGACUACCCGCGAGAAACAGAAGGUCGAGUCACAGAUCUUGAAACUCCACCAGCGGCUAUCCCAGCCCAUCGGGACCGCGGGGAGGGUUCGCGCGCAGAAUGAACUUCAGACCCUCGAGUCACGCAACACGGCGUUGGCCAAUGACCUGGUCGAUAUCCAGCAGCGCAUCGUCGAUAGAAGUCGAGAGCAAGAGGGCGGUGGCGAGGCCUCGAGAAUCGGACGUCUGCCGAACGAGUCUCGCCGGGACUACCUCAUUCGCACGGGGAAAAUCACCCCUUUCAUGAACAUGAGUCAUGGCCCCGACCAUGGUCCUCUUGCUAGUCUGCAGGACGCUCUCAUUGACGCCGAGGAUGAGCAUGAUGAGGCAGAGGCCCUGGAGCGCUUCAAGGCUCGAUCGGCAGUCUCACAUCGGAACCUGGUGCAACCCGGUUUUGAUUUCGACGUGUCCAGUGGUCCUGACAGCACAGAUGUGUCUGCGGACAUUCGAAGUGCAAAGCGAAGAAAGGUCGGGCAUGAGCAGUUUUCUAAGAAGAUUCAUGAGAAACAGGAGGAUUUGCGCUAUAGCUCAGAAGCUCCCGAUGGCACUCGGUCGGAGAAAGAUGAUGACUCCAAUUAUGUGGCGUCAGACGGUGAAGAGUCCCAACUCGAGGAUGAAGAAGACUGGGCUCCUGAAGGACAGUCAGAGCGAGCAAUGUCCCAGAAGAAGAAAAAGAAGACGUCUGCUGAAGAUAUUGAAGACUUCACCGGGCUGGACGAUGGCAACGAGACAGUGUAUCAAACAAGACUACAAUCGUGGGUCAGUCGCAGGAGUGCGGCAAGAGAACGUGCACGUAAGACCCAGCAUUCAGGAGAAGAUGGUGACGAUGUCAUGAACGAAGAUCCGGUUUCCGACGAAGAUCAGGAACAGGACGAGUGGUUCAAACCUCACCCAACUGUCCCUGAUAUGCAUUAUGACAAUGGAUAUCGUAUACCUGGCGAUAUCCAUGCCUUGUUGUUUGACUAUCAGAGGACUGGAGUACAGUGGCUGUGGGAGUUGCAACAGCAGCAGGUUGGUGGUAUCAUUGGUGAUGAGAUGGGUUUGGGCAAGACCAUUCAGGUGAUUGCGUUCAUCGCUGGUCUGCAUUACAGCAAACAGCUCACUCGGCCCGUGGUCAUCGUGUGCCCCGCAACAGUCAUGAAGCAAUGGGUGAACGAGUUCCACCGCUGGUGGCCCCCCCUUCGCGUUUCCAUCUUACACACCUCCGGUAGUGGGAUGGUCAACCUUCGAAAUGAAAGUAGCAGGGAGGACGCGUUGCUGUCCCAAGCCUGGAAUGCUGCCACUUCUCGACGUAUGCCUAAUGGUCUGAAAGCGGCGCGCAAAGUCGUCAAGCGCGUGGUCGAGGAAGGACAUGUGCUAGUAACGACCUACUCAGGUCUCCAGACUUACGCUUCUCUUGCCAUACCAAUUGAGUGGGGUUGCGCUGUUCUGGAUGAAGGCCACAAGAUCCGCAAUCCAAAUACCUCGAUCACGAUCCACUGCAAAGAGCUUCGCACGCCGCAUCGGAUCAUUCUCUCAGGCACCCCCAUGCAGAAUAACCUCACGGAGCUCUGGUCUUUAUUCGACUUUGUCUUCCCGAUGCGGCUGGGAACUUUGGUGAACUUUCGCAAUCAAUUCGAGUUCCCGAUUCGUCAAGGUGGUUAUGCAAACGCUUCGAACCUGCAGGUUCAAACCGCCGUCAAGUGUGCUGAGACUCUGAAAGACGCUAUCAGUCCCUACCUUCUGCAGCGCUUCAAGAUAGACGUGGCUUCAGACCUUCCGAAGAAGAGCGAGCAGGUUCUCUUCUGUAAACUGACCAAGGUGCAACGAGAGGCAUACGAGGCAUUCCUUGGCUCAUCCGAGAUGCAAGCUAUCCUCAACAAGCGCCGACAAGUCCUGUACGGCGUUGAUAUCCUGCGAAAGAUCUGCAACCAUCCCGACCUACCAAGCCACAAACUCCAGUCCUCGGCAAAGGAUUACGGAAGCGGCAGCAGAUCUGGCAAGAUGCAGGUCGUAAAAUCACUGCUUGAACUAUGGAAGGACACUGGACACAAGACGCUACUCUUCUGCCAACACCGAAUCAUGUUAGACAUUUUGGAAAAGUUCGUGCGGGCGAUGUCUGGAUUCAACUACCGCCGAAUGGAUGGCACCACCCCGAUCCAGCAUCGGCAGACGAUGGUCGAUGAGUUCAACAACGACCCAGACCUUCACGUAUUCCUGCUUACGACCAAGGUCGGCGGACUGGGUGUGAACCUCACCGGUGCGGAUCGCGUCAUCAUCUACGAUCCGGACUGGAACCCAUCUACAGAUAUGCAAGCCCGCGAGCGGGCGUGGAGACUCGGGCAGAAGCGGGACGUCACGAUCUAUCGACUGAUGACGGCCGGAACCAUCGAGGAAAAGAUCUACCAUCGUCAGAUCUUCAAGCAGUUCCUCACCAACAAGAUCCUGAAGGACCCCAAUCAACGACAGACCUUCCAGAUGAGCGACUUGCACGAUCUAUUCUCCCUUGGCGAGGAUAACCAAGGGGCCACCGAGACCAGCAAGAUCUUCAAAGACACAGCAGCCACGACCUUCAAGAACGGCGACAACAACAACACAGCCUCAACGGCCGCUGCAAACCUCGCAGACGUCGAAGACGAGAAGAGGGACAUCCGCAAAGCGGCGGGCGUUGCCUCGAUCGAAGAAUACCAGGGCGAACAGGAGCAGCAGCAACAACAACAGCAGCAACCACAAAACGAGACCGAACCCUCCACCGCCGCCGGCGGGCCCGGCAAUGCAAACCAAGAAGCGCGCAUCAUGGAGAAGAUCUUCGCGCGCUCCGGCGUGCACUCCGCCCUCGAGCACGACCAGAUCCUGAACGGCAGACGCGUCGUCCGGGCCGAUCCCAAGAUCAUCGAGGCCGAAGCCAAGCGCGUGGCCGCCGAAGCAGCGGAAGAGCUCCGGCGCGCCGGGGAAGCCGCCCGCUCCGUCCCCAUCGGCACACCCACCUGGACCGGCCAGUUCGGCGUGGCCGGCAGACCCGAAGAGCGGAUAUCCUCCCCCUUUGCAAGAGGCGUCGGCGGCAGCAGCGCGAGACGGGCGGGCGCCGGCCCCUCGUCCGCUAGCAUCCUAGCCAAUCUUUCCUCUUCUGCGACUGCUGCCUCGCAGAGACCUUCCCCCGCCUCGCGAAGCAACACGAACAGCCCGGCCCCGUUGUCGUCGUCGCGGGCUGCUGCUGCUGCUGCUGCUGCUGGUACGCCCAGUGGAAUCGACUUCAUCACCCUGCUGCGCGACUUCAUCACCGCCCAUGGCGGCUCGGUCUACACGCAGAUGCUGAUCGAUCAGUUCAACCACCAUUGCACGACGCCGCAGAAGACCGCCGAGUUUAAGGAGAUGCUCAACACCAUUGCCGUCCUGGAGAAGGGGGGCCGCAGCCGACGCGGCAAGUGGACGUUGAAGCCGGAGUAUGCUAAGAAACGAUAAUCUUUCUAAUACGCUUGUUCAUUGAUUUGUAAGGGCCGACAUGUGUUUAUGAUUAGAUGUAUGAAUAGAUUCCUUGGGAAAGAAAGAUGGCUCUUAUGGGAACAUUUGCAAGUCUUCUGUGAUGAAAGAAAAUACUAGCUUCGGGCAGCGAAUUAAUC
Aspergillus aculeatinus CBS 121060 is the source of this 4044-nucleotide messenger RNA. RefSeq names its product DNA-dependent ATPase RAD26. Gene Ontology annotation, cellular component: nucleus. The record is from RefSeq and is a predicted model, not a curated record. Bases 143 to 3886 code for a protein of 1247 amino acids. Gene Ontology annotation, biological process: transcription-coupled nucleotide-excision repair. Lineage: Eukaryota; Fungi; Ascomycota; Eurotiomycetes; Eurotiales; Aspergillaceae. Gene Ontology annotation, molecular function: ATP binding; ATP-dependent chromatin remodeler activity. The transcript has 3 exons.